GAUGAUAUUGACUUCGACCGUGCUGCAUCUGCCUUCCCUGACAUUUCACUGGAUGGCGAGAGCGACAUCCCUGUUCCAGCACAGUUGGCUCCUGCGCCUCCAGCUGGCAGAUCUGGUUUCUCUUUCGACGACUUCAAUAGCCCACCUCCCAUUAUCGAAAAGGAGACGUCAGUAAAGGUCACCGGUGAUGAUGACAUUGAAAAGUUUGAGAGCGAGUUCCCUGACAUUGACAUGGGCCCGACUUCAUCACCCCCGCAACAAACGCCGACAUUCAGUGCGACGUUUGCGCCUCGUCCACAACCCUCUGUGUUCUCUUCAACACCCAUCCUCACCCAAACCAUCGAGGAAGAUGAACCAGAUGUAAUCAAGGAAUGGCGCGCCCGCCAAGCUGAAGAGAUCGCGGCUCGUGACGAAGCUUCCAAAGCCCGCCGUCAAGAGACCAUCAGUCGAGCAGAGCGAGCCAUUGAUGAAUUUUACGAAAAAUACAACGCAAAGAAGGAGAUUACUAUUUCGGAGAACAAGGAGCAAGAGCAGGAAUAUCGUCAAUCUUUGACGGAGUCGCUGUCCAAGGGUACGACCUGGGAGCGCAUCUGUGAUAUUAUUGAGCUUCAAAAUUCGCAAAGCAAGACUAUUGCAAGGGCAGGCCCAGGAACGACGGAUCUGACGCGGUUCAAGGAAGUUCUGUUGAGAUUGAGGAGGGAAGGUGACGCUGCUCCUGGUGCUGGAGGUUACUAG
This is a messenger RNA of Desarmillaria tabescens, 735 nucleotides long. Its product is annotated as clathrin light chain. The record is from RefSeq and is a predicted model, not a curated record. Gene Ontology annotation, biological process: clathrin-dependent endocytosis; intracellular protein transport. Gene Ontology annotation, cellular component: clathrin coat of coated pit; plasma membrane; clathrin coat of trans-Golgi network vesicle. Lineage: Eukaryota; Fungi; Basidiomycota; Agaricomycetes; Agaricales; Physalacriaceae. The annotation marks the transcript as partial. The transcript has 4 exons. Gene Ontology annotation, molecular function: structural molecule activity; clathrin heavy chain binding.